AGCCCGAUGGACCCCAUGGUGAUGAAGAGGCCCCAGCUGUACGGGAUGGGCAGUAACCCUCACUCACAGGCCCAGCAGAGCAGCCCGUACCCAGCGGGCUCCUAUGGACCGGGCCCCCAGCGCUACCCACUGGGCAUCCAGGGUCGGACCCCAGGGGCCAUGGGAGGAAUGCAGUACCCGCAGCAACAGAUGCCGCCUCAGUACGGACAGCAAGGUGUGAGCGGGUACUGCCCGCAGAGCCAGCAGCCCUACUACAAUCAGCAGCCGCAGCCCCACCUACCCCCGCAGGCCCAGUACCUCCCGUCCCAGCCUCAGCCCCAGCAGAGGUACCAGCCGCAGCAGGACACCUCUCAGGAAGGCUACGGAGCUCGUUCUCAACCGCCACUGGCUCCCGGGAAGCCCAACCACGAAGACUUGAACUUGAUACAACAAGAGAGACCAUCAAGUUUACCAGACCUGUCGGGCUCCAUCGACGACCUCCCCACGGGAACGGAAGCCACCUUGAGCUCUGCGGUCAGCGCCUCCGGGUCCACGAGCAGCCAGGGUGACCAGAGCAACCCAGCCCAGUCACCCUUCUCUCCACACGCGUCUCCCCACCUCUCCAGCAUCCCCGGGGGCCCCUCGCCCUCCCCCGUCGGCUCCCCCGUCGGCAGCAACCAGUCCCGGUCGGGCCCCAUCUCUCCUGCAAGUAUUCCAGGCAGUCAGAUGCCUCCUCAGCCACCCGGGAGCCAGGCAGAAUCCAGUUCCCACCCUGCCCUGAGCCAGUCGCCAAUGCCACAGGAAAGAGGCUUCAUGGCGGGCUCUCAGAGAACCCCCCAGAUGUCUCAGUACGGACCCCAGCAGACAGGCCCCUCCAUGUCACCCCACCCCUCCCCCGGAGGCCAGAUGCACCCGGGCAUGAGCGGCUUCCAGCAGAGCAACUCCAGCGGGGCCUACACACCGCAGAUGAGUCAAUAUGGACCCCAAGGUAACUACUCCAGACCCCCCACGUACAGCGGGGUCCCCAGCACCGGCUACAGCGGCCCCGGGCCCGGCAUGGGCAUCAGCGCCAACAGCCAGAUGCACGGCCCUGGGCCCGGCCAGCCAUGUGGAGCCAUGCCCCUGGGACGCAUGCCAGCGGCAGGGAUGCAGAGCCGGCCGUUCCCCGGCGGCCUGAGUAGCAUGACACCCAGUUCGCCCGGCCUGGCCCCACAGGGGACCCCAGGCAUGGGCCCCCCGAUGCCCACCAUCAACCGCAAGGCCCAGGAGGCGGCCGCCGCCGUAAUGCAGGCCGCAGCCAACUCGGCGCAAAGCAGGCCACCCUACGUUAGGUUGCCAGCUUAUCCCAGCCAGCCCGGGGCUGGCGGACGCCCCCUGUUUCCUUCCCAGCACCCCAACUAUGGCAACUCCCAGGCGUCACUGGUGCACCAGCCUGACCAGUACGGGCAAGGAAGCUUCCCCAGCAUGAACCAGAGUGGAAUGAUGGCCUCCAACUCUCCCUACAGCCAGGCCAUGAACAACAGCUCCGGCCUCCUCAACACCCAGGCGUCGUCCUACAGCAUAGCCCCUACCGUUGUCAACAGCUCCACAGCCUCUGUGGGUCUUACAGAUCUGAUGUCCCCCAGUGGUGGUGAGUCCAAGUUAUCCACGCCUCUCAAAGCCGAUGGGAAGGAAGAAGGGACCUCACAGCCGGAGAGCAAAUCCAAGGACAGCUACAGCUCUCAGGGUAUUUCUCAACCCCCAACUCCAGGGAACCUGCCUGUCCCUUCCCCAAUGUCCCCCAGCUCCGCCAGCAUCUCCUCAUUUCACGGCGACGAGAGUGACAGCAUCAGCAGCCCAGGCUGGCCCAAGACCCCCUCCAGCCCCAAGUCCAGCUCAUCCACCACGACAGGCGAGAAGAUCACCAAGGUGUACGAGCUAGGGAGCGAGCCUGAGCGGAAGCUGUGGGUGGACCGUUACCUGAGCUUCAUGGAGGAGAGGGGCUCCCCCGUGUCCAGCCUGCCUGCCGUGGGCAAGAAGCCCCUGGACCUGUUCCGUCUCUAUGUCUGCGUCAAAGAGAUCGGCGGGCUGGCGCAGGUGAAUAAGAACAAGAAGUGGCGGGAGCUGGCCACCAACCUGAACGUGGGCACGUCGAGCAGUGCGGCGAGCUCGCUCAAGAAGCAGUACAUCCAGUACCUGUUCGCCUUCGAGUGCAAGAUCGAGCGCGGGGAGGAGCCUCCGCCCGAGGUGUUCAGCACCGGAGACAGCAAGAAGCAGCCCAGGCUCCAGCCCCCCUCGCCCGCUAACUCAGGAUCCUUGCAAGGCCCGCAGACGCCCCAGUCCACUGGCAGCAAUUCCACGGCAGAGGUGCCAGGCGACCUGAAGCCACCCACCCCAGCCUCCACCCCUCACGGGCCAAUGACCCCGAUGCAGGGCGGAAGGAGCAGCGCAGUCAGUGUACACGACCCGUUCUCCGACGCCAGUGACCCGGCCUUCCCCAAGCGCAACUCCAUGACUCCAAGCGCCCCCUACCAGCAGGGCAUGAGCAUGCCAGAUGUGAUGGGCAGGAUGCCCUACGAACCCAACAAGGACCCCUUUGGGGGAAUGAGAAAAGUGCCUGCAAACAGCGAGCCCUUCAUGACGCAAGGACAGAUGGCCGCCGGCAGCAUACAGGACAUGUACAACCAAAACCCGUCAGGAGCCAUGUCUGGUCUGGGCAUGGGCCAGCGGCAGCAGUUCCCCUACGGAGCUGGCUAUGACCGGAGGCAUGAGCCGUAUGGGCAGCAGUACCCAGGCCAAGGCCCCCCCUCAGGACAGCCGCCGUACGGAGGACACCAGCCUGGCCUGUACCCGCAGCAGCCGAACUACAAGCGCCACCUGGACAGCAUGUAUGGGCCUCCGGCCAAGCGGCAUGAGGGCGACGUGCACAGCAUGCAGUACGGCGGCCAGCAGCCCGAGCUCUACGGCCAGUAUGGCGGCUCGUACCCCGGGCCAGAACGGCGGCUGCAGGGACAGUACCCUUACGCCUACCGAGAACGGCCGGCCCCCGGGCUGGGCCCGCAGAUGCUGGGGGGCCCGCUGCCCCCCUCCGCGGCCGAGGGUCCCCCGCAGGCCCUGUGGGCCGGCCGCAACGAGAUGCCUUACCCCUACCCGGGCCGCCAGGGCCCCACGGGUGCACAGGGGGCCCCCUACCCGGGCCGCCAGGACGAGCUGCUGGGCACCGAGCAGAGGCUCAACCACGACGGCCAGUGGCCCGGCCCCGGCCCCCGACAGCCCUACCUGGCCCCCGCCGCCCCCCUGCCGCGACCGGCCCAGCCCCCCUACCCCCCGGCCCCCUCGCUGCCCAACCACAGCUCCCGGGCGCCCAGCCCAGCCUCCUUCCAGCGCGCCCUGGAGAGCCGCAUGUCGCCCAGCAAGUCCCCCUUCCUGCCCACCAUGAAGAUGCAGAAGUCCCUGCCCGCCGCCCCCACCUCCCAGGGUGCCGGGCCACCCCCCCAGCCGCCCCCCAUCCGGCGCGAGAUCACCUUCCCCCCGGGUUCCGUCGAAGCCUCCCAGCCGGUCUUGAAGCCAAGGCGAAAGAUUACCUCAAAAGAUAUCGUGACUCCUGAGGCCUGGCGUGUGAUGAUGUCCCUAAAGUCAGGGCUUUUGGCGGAGAGCACCUGGGCUCUGGACACCAUCAACAUCCUCCUCUACGACGACAGCACGGUCGCCACCUUCAACCUCUCCCAGCUGUCCGGAUUCCUCGAACUGUUAGUCGAGUACUUUCGAAAAUGCCUGAUAGACAUCUUCGGGAUCCUCAUGGAAUACGAGGUGGGAGACCCCGGCCAGAAGGCGUUGGGCCCCAAGAUGGGGAAGAGGGCCGGCAGGCAGGCUGAGGAUUCCGGGCCCGAGGAGGAGGAAGAGGAGGAGGAGGAGGGCGCCAACUGUCUGGACAGUGUGGAGGAAGAGGAGGAGGAGGAUGAUGAAGAGGAGGAGGAGGAGGAAGGCGAGGGGAAGCCAGGCAGGCCACCCGCGGCCGCGGCCACGGCUGACGGGCCGGCCACUGCCCCCCGGGAGGAGACGCCGCGGCAGGCCAGCAAGUUCGACCGGCUGCCCAUCCGCAUCGUGAAGAAGAACUCGAUGUUCGUGGUGGACCGCUCGGCCAGGCUGGGCCGCGUGCAGGAGUUCAGCAGCGGCCUCCUGCACUGGCAGCUGGGGGGCGGCGACACCACCGAGCACAUCCAGACGCACUUCGAGAGCAAGCUGGAGCUGCCGGCCCGCCGGCCCCGCAGGAAGGAGCCCGCACCCCGCCGAGGGAGCCCCCCGGAGGAGCCGGAGGAGAGGAGCGUCCUGGCCACCAUCGACGACGUGCUGUGCGCCCGGCCGGGGGCCCUGCCCGAGCAGGACGGGGAGGACGGGGAGGAUGAGGACGAGGAGGAGGAGGAGCGGGAGGAGGAUGGGGCGGGCGGCCCGGGCGAGGGGGGCAAGCUCCCCCGGGGCCUCCACCAGGCCCGGGGCCACCGCCGCCGCCGCCGCCGCCGCCGCCGUGGCCGCCACCUGCGGCUGCUGGAGGACGAGCCGCACAGCCGGGACGAGACGCCGCUGUGCACGGUGGCACACUGGCAGGACUCGCUGGCCCGGCGCUGCAUCUGCGUGUCCAACAUCGUGCGCAGCCUGUCCUUCGUGCCGGGCAACGACGCCGAGAUGUCCAAGCACCCGGGCCUGGUGCUGAUCCUGGGCAAACUCAUCCUCCUCCACCACGAGCACCCGGAGCGCAAGCGGGCGCCCCAGACCUACGAGAAGGAGGCGGAGGAGGAGGACCAGGGGGUGGCCUGCCGCAGGGACGAGUGGUGGUGGGACUGCCUGGAGGUGCUGCGCGACAACACGCUGGUGACGCUGGCCAACAUCUCGGGGCAGCUGGACCUGUCGGCCUACACGGAGAGCAUCUGCCUGCCCAUCCUGGAUGGGCUGCUGCACUGGAUGGUGUGCCCGGCGGCCGAGGCCCAGGACCCCUUCCCCACCGUGGGGCCCAACUCGGUCCUGUCGCCCCAGCGGCUGGUGCUGGAGGCCCUGUGUAAGCUGAGCGUGCAGGACGGCAACGUGGACCUGAUCCUGGCCACGCCGCCCUUCAGCCGCCAGGAGAAGCUGUACGCCACGCUGGUGAGGUACGUGGGGGACCGUAAGAACCCCGUGUGCCGGGAGAUGUCCAUGGCGCUCCUGUCCAACCUGGCGCAGGGGGACACGCUGGCCGCCCGGGCCAUCGCCGUGCAGAAGGGCAGCAUCGGCAGCCUCAUCAGCUUCCUGGAGGACGGCGUGACCAUGGCCCAGUACCAGCAGAGCCAGCACAGCCUCAUGCACAUGCAGCCGCCCCCGCUGGAGCCCCCGAGCGUGGACAUGAUGUGCCGGGCGGCCAAGGCCCUGCUGGCCCUGGCCAGGGUGGACGAGAACCGCUCCGAAUUCCUCCUGCACGAGGGCCGCCUCCUGGACAUCUCCAUCUCGGCCGUGCUCAACUCGCUCGUGGCCUCGGUCAUCUGCGACGUGCUCUUCCAGAUCGGGCAGUUAUGACCCGCGGGAGGAGCGGGGCCUGCGGGCAUGGAACCCCCACGCCCACCCCCACCCCCGCCCCUCGCCCCCACCCCCCACCCGGCUGUUUUCUGUUCUAGUUUCUCCAGUGUUGGAAGAAGGCAAGGAAAAAAAAAAAUCAAUCAAUCAAUCAAUCGAUCAAUCAAUCUCUGCUCCUCUCUGCCCCGCUCACCAACUCUGCCGAUUUGGGAAUUCAAGGAAUCGUUCAUUCGGACAGUUAGGGAAUGUUUGGCGACCCGCGGUCUGUGUGUACGAGUGCCUCCUAUGGGUCACUUGUGGGUUUGGGGUUUUUCUUUUCCCCGACUGUAUCUCACGCUAGUGGUUUUUGUUUUGUUUUGUUUUUUGUCUGUUGGUUUUGUUUUUGUUUUGUUUUGUUUUGUUUUGUUUUUGCCAAAGUUACUGUCUAGUACACUCAAAGGUCACCUGUUUUGUUUUUUGUUUCUUCUCCCCCCCACACACCCCCAUGUUGUACUACAUUUAUUUUGUCAUUUUUGGGAAAUGGAUUAACUUGAAGGGGAGAAUAGAAAAAGUCGUGGCAAAAGAUGUUAAGAUUGUCACCCACAGGGAGGCAACACACACACACACACAAAAGGGGGGGGUGAAAGAAACAAUCAAUUUCCCAGACGUGUUACACUCUCAAAGCAAAACAAACAAAACCGAUUUAAAAAAAAAAAAAACUGUAUGCCAUCCCCCAAAGCUCUGUGCAAUAGAAAAUUCUAGAAAUGUAGGGUAGGGGCUCAAGGAGGUGUGUCAGUCAGUAGUCAGAUAUGAAAUGUGCUGGUCUCUCCACAGGAAAAUGGUCCUAUUAGGCUAGGAGUGGAAAAAAAAAUUUAAGACAAAUUUUGGGGGAAAAAAAAGUGGGGUUUUUUUUUUUGUUUGUUUUUUAAGUUAAGGUCGAAAAAACAUACCUGAGCAAUCAACGGAAAUCACGUCCCUCACCGUGGCCGCCAUGUCUGCUGAAUCACCUUCCACAUGGCCGUUCUUCACAAUUCCUGUCAUCAUGUUUUAAAUAUUUCUUUUUUCUUUUUUUUUUUUUUUUACUGCCUGUGGGCUGUGAUGUAUAUAGAAGUUGUACAUUAAACAUACCCUCACUUUUUUUCUUUUUUGUUUUUAUUUUUAAGUACAGAGUUCUUAGGGUUUUUUUUUGUUUUGUUUUUGUUUUUCAUGAUGUGGUAACUACGAUGUGAUGGUAGAUUGAAAUGAUUUUUUAUUUUUAUUUUAUAUAUUUUUUCAUUAGGGCCAUAUCUCAAGAAAAAAAGAAAAAAAUACAAAAAACAAAAAUGGACAAAAAAAAACUUAAAAAAAUAAUAAAAGAGGGUAAUGUACAAGUUUCUGUAUGUAUAAAGUCAUGCUCUAUUUCGAGAGAGCAGUGGAUCACACAAUUUGUUUCAUGAAUCAAGGUGUGGAAAUGGUUGCAAAUGGAUUGAUUUAGAAAAUGGUUACCAGUACAAAAAGAGAAGAAAAAAAAAAAAGAAAAAAAAAAAGGAAAAAAUACAACUCAAAGGAAGAAACACAACUUCAAAGAUUUUUCAGUGACGAGAAUCCACAUUUGUAUUUCAAGAUAAUGUAGUUUAAAAAAAAAAAAGAAAAAAAAAACUUGAUGUAAAUUCCUCCUUUUCCUCUGGCUUAAUGAAUAUCAUUUAUUCAGUAUAAAACCUUUAUAUGUUCCACAUGUUAAGAAUAAAUGUACAUUAAAUCUUGUUAA
This is a messenger RNA of Erinaceus europaeus (western European hedgehog), 7225 nucleotides long. RefSeq names its product AT-rich interaction domain 1B (gene ARID1B). Gene Ontology annotation, cellular component: SWI/SNF complex; nucleoplasm; brahma complex. The transcript has 20 exons. Bases 7 to 5502 code for a protein of 1831 amino acids. Gene Ontology annotation, biological process: regulation of transcription by RNA polymerase II; positive regulation of DNA-templated transcription; chromatin remodeling. The record is from RefSeq and is a predicted model, not a curated record. Lineage: Eukaryota; Metazoa; Chordata; Mammalia; Eulipotyphla; Erinaceidae. Gene Ontology annotation, molecular function: DNA binding; nucleosome binding.